AGAUCACAUUAGUUAUCCUUUGUCAGUCCGUUAGUCAGUUUAUUUGUAGACCGAAAAAUCGAAAGUGUAUCAUUUGGGCGUGAACAGCUUGCCACUGCUCCACCAGUUGGAUCAAGAUCGGGAUGGAGAGGCGAAGAACCCGAAAGUCCUCGCAUCAAUACGUGCGCUCCAAAUUGAAUCCUUCUGUUGGCGGAGGAGGAGUAGCAGAGGGCAGUGGUUCAUCAUCGCCAGACGGUAAUAAAGCAUCCACCAUCACAUCCCUUCUGGGCGGCAGACUCCAGAGGGUUUCCCGCAUCGCCAGAGUUCCGCACGGCCUGCAAGUUACCAAAAAUCCAGACGAUGGUGCGGCACCAAUCGUGCCCGAUAGAGAAUCCGGCGCAUCGGAUGUGUCCGGUGUGAAUCCGGGCGUUAUGGUCAUUCCGGAGGCGGCCAGUCCCCGGGGAUCGGCGGUGCAUGGCACACACGUUAGUUUGGUUUUCAGUACCACGGCCAGGGAUUCGGAGAGUCCGCGUAUAUCGGAGGAAGUGACCGAGGUAUUCCGGACCUCCUCGCGUAGCACAUCCAAUCCUCCCGCUGGGGGCAAUCUGCGCUUUGAUUCCACGCCCGUUGGUCUGGAUGACGGCGGGACAGGCAACAUAAACUUCGCACCGCACACCUUCUACGAUCAGAACAGGUAUAGCAGCAUGAUAUCCAACGAUGACAGCGAAGACAACCGAGGACAGAGUGGACAGAGUGGCCAGAGCAUGGGCGCCUGCCGCCAUGGCUGGACGGCGCGUCAACCGCCAACUGGCGCUGGUCACGCCGGCAGGGACACCCUGGGCUUCGCCAUCAAUCUGGGCACCGCCACCUUGGGCCACGAGCGAUGCAGCCUGGGCGUGGCAUGCGACGAGGACUGCGGCUAUGGUACUGGCUGUGAUGCCGCCUGCGGUGAGGCACAUGGCGUUGAUCCCGGUAGCUUUGUCUAUCCGGGAACGCUGGGCAAUGCACCGUUAAUCUUGGCACCGGCAUCAGGAGGUCCAGCUGCACCGAGUGCCCUACGGGGAGCUCAAGGUGGUGGCUAUAAGCCCGUUGGCGCCGCCCAACGAGGAUCCUUUGGAGCGGAUUUCGGAAGCGAUCAGCUGAACUUCUUCAUUACCUUUCUACUUGAGGUACUCGGUGUGCUAGUCUUCUUUGCCAUCUGCACGAUAACAUUUUGGAUUACUCUGGGCUACCAUGUCGUCCAGUUGCUGGUGGACCUAAAGAACGCCGAUCGCAACGUUCAGGUGGCGGUGGCCAUUGUCUUCGGACUGCUGCUUGUCGCCUUCGCCAUUUCGCAGGUGACCCACCUCAGUGGCUCCUGUUGUCGUUCACGGGAUCGAGCCCGUUCCAGGGCCAAAGGUGGUGGCAUUGGCUUCUUCCACAGAUCCAGCAAGUCCAAGACCAAGAGCAGUGCCUCCAAGACCAGGAGCUGUGCUCACAAGCCCAAGAUCAAGAAGGCAGCUAGUUGUGGACCCAGCUUGGGCUUCCACUCGCAUCGUAAGAUGCGGUAUACGGAUUGCGAGGGACGGGCAAUAUUCCUCAGCUCCAGACGAUACGCUAUUCCCACUGAGAUGAAACAGCCGCCCACCAUUGUGCUCUGGAUGCGCGACGCACUGGCUCGCAUGAUGCAGUAACCAAGAGGGAUUCGCGGCCCCACGUUGGGCGCCAAUAUUCGUUCAACUGACUUGAUACUGACAGGCGAGAGCUACACAUGUGUAUUGUAUCUGGCAACACGAACCAUUCGACAAUUGGCAACAAAUUUCAAUUUGAAUAAACUUAAUGAUUCCUUUGCAGAACUUA
Molecule: messenger RNA, 1818 nt
Organism: Drosophila yakuba
Lineage: Eukaryota; Metazoa; Arthropoda; Insecta; Diptera; Drosophilidae
Exons: 2
Coding region: 123-1652 (509 amino acids)
Source: RefSeq, a predicted model, not a curated record